Messenger RNA from Salvia hispanica, 441 nucleotides. RefSeq lists its product as uncharacterized. Lineage: Eukaryota; Viridiplantae; Streptophyta; Magnoliopsida; Lamiales; Lamiaceae. The record is from RefSeq and is a predicted model, not a curated record.
CCGGUUUAUCCGGCUUUCUUAAGAGAAUCAAUGUACGACGACGUUGAUGAUGAUACGCUUGCACAAGUCUCAUCUUGUGGAGCGGAUGCAUCUGAUUUUCAAUCCGGAUUUUAUGAUUUUGAUUAUUUGACGGUGUCUCAGUUGAUUGGAAAAGAUCUUCUAGCUGAACUCAUUAUACAUGGAUUUCUUGGUCUAGGCUCACUGCAAUUUACAAUGCCCCAGUCUUCGGAUAAUAAAGUGACUUCUUUCGUUGAUUUUUCAUCAUCGAAAACAAGCAACAUAAAGUUUGAUUAUGGGCAUCAAUUUGAAGCUUCCGAUUUCGAUUCCGAUAAAGAAUACCAGAGCAAUUCCGAAAAUGUCGAAGUUGAUGAGGACGAGGAGUGGGUGAAAUUGGAUGAAGAUUUCAACGAUGAAGAUUGGGAAAUUAUAUAAGACAAACAG